This is a messenger RNA of Condylura cristata (star-nosed mole), 5735 nucleotides long. It is a transcript of the gene VASH1, whose product is annotated as vasohibin 1. Gene Ontology annotation, cellular component: cytoplasm. The record is from RefSeq and is a predicted model, not a curated record. The transcript has 7 exons. Lineage: Eukaryota; Metazoa; Chordata; Mammalia; Eulipotyphla; Talpidae. Gene Ontology annotation, biological process: regulation of angiogenesis. The coding region runs from base 912 to 2009 and encodes 365 amino acids.
CCAGCGAUGGCUCGGCUGGCGCCGCGCCGCGCGGGGUGCGGGUUGUCCGCCCGCUAAGACUCGCGGGGCUGGGGAACCCGCGGGGCCUCGGCUCUCCCGCCGCGCCCUUCCCCCUAUCGGGGACUCCGCUGCAGCUUUCCGGGGGCGAGGGGGACAGGGGGGCCGAGACAAAGCCCACUUUGUGCGGGGAGUUGGCUGCGGGCGUGGAAUGUGCAAGUCGGCGCGCGCCCCCUCCCCGCGUCCCGCCAGCUGUGAAUCUUGGCUCCGGACUCGUCGCGUCGGAGAAAUCGCUGCCCCUCGCGGCCCUCCGGUUCUGGGGGGGCCCUGCUUGGAGCUUGGCCUGGAGUCACCUCAACACUCACCCCCAUCCCUUCCUGAGCGCGCGCAGGUGUGAGCGUGAGAGUAUUUUGUAGAGGAAUUUGGUUUGUUUUUACUAAACUGGGGGGUCUGGGGAGCCCAGUCAGCGUGGGUACUCGUGCCUGGGGCCCCUUCCGUGGCCCGAGGUCCGAGCUGUCUGGCCUCAGUUUCCCUCGGACUUUUCUCCUCUGCCAGCCCAGACUGCUGCCCAUCAUUGUUCUCACCGUCAAACGGGGGUGCUUUGUGACGACUGCCAGGCUGGGGUGUGUUCUCUUUUCCUCGCUUUUUCAAACGGAACUAGGCCUCUCAGGCUGACCCUGGACCACCUGCCCCUCGUCCCCCACUUCUCCGCGAUGCACUGACCCCCCCUCCCCCCUCCCCUCUCGAGUAGUAUUUUAUUGUACGGAGCCACGCCCUGGUCCCUUAAAGGCGCCUCGCACUCCCUUUGGCCAUGUGUUAUCGCUGCAGCUGGUGUGUGGGAGGCCUUCUGUGAGCUACCUACUUUACCCCCCCUGCCUCCUAACACAUCCUCCCACCCCAUCAAGGAUUUGGGGAUGCCAGGAGGGAAGAAGGUGGUCGGGGGUGGCAGCGGCGGCGGCAGUGCUGCCCCAACUGCGGCUGCCGCCCCCUCUGGGGUCAAGCGUUUGGAGACCAGUGAAGGGGCAUCGGCACAGAGAGAAGAUGAGCCAGAGGAGGAAGGGGAAGAAGACCUGCGGGAAGGAGGCGUCCCCUUCUUUGUCAACCGGGGCGGGCUGCCUGUGGAUGAGGCCACCUGGGAAAGGAUGUGGAAGCACGUGGCCAAGAUCCACCCCAAUGGAGAGAAGGUGGCCCAGCGGAUCCGUGGAGCCACCGACCUGCCCAAGAUUCCCAUACCGAGUGUGCCUACGUUCCCGCCCUCGACGCCUGUCCCUGAGCGCCUGGAAGCCGUGCAGCGCUACAUCAGGGAGCUGCAGUACAAUCACACAGGGACACAGUUCUUUGAAAUUAAGAAGAGCAGACCUCUGACAGGACUGAUGGACCUGGCCAAGGAAAUGACCAAAGAGGCUCUGCCGAUCAAAUGCCUGGAAGCCGUGAUCCUGGGAAUUUACCUCACCAACAGCAUGCCCACCCUGGAACGCUUCCCCAUCAGCUUCAAGACCUACUUCUCAGGGAACUACUUCCGCCACAUUGUGCUGGGGGUGAACUUCGGGGGCCGCUACGGGGCCUUGGGCAUGAGCCGGCGGGAGGACCUGAUGUAUAAGCCGCCCGCCUUCCGCACGCUCAGUGAGCUGGUGCUGGACUACGAGGCCGCCUACAGCCGCUGCUGGCACGUGCUGAAGAAGGUGAAGCUGGGCCAGUGUGUGUCCCACGACCCGCACAGUGUGGAGCAGAUCGAGUGGAAGCACUCGGUGCUGGACGUGGGCAGGCUGGGCCGCGAGGACUUCCGCAAGGAGCUGGAGCGCCACGCCCGGGACAUGAGGCUCAAGAUUGGCAAAGGGACUGGCCCUCCGUCCCCCACCAAGGACCGGAAGAAGGACGUUUCCUCCCCACAGAGGGGCCAGUCGAGCCCCCACCGCAGGAACAGCCGCAGCGAAAGGAGGCCUUCGGGUGAGAAGAAACCUGCAGACCCCAAAGCCAUGCCAGACCUCAAUGGGUACCAGAUCCGGGUGUGAGGUGGUGACUGCUCCCCAGCCUUGCCACUUCUGGGGGCCGUGAUCCACUGCCAGAAUCAGGCUUGCUCCCUUGGGGGCGGAAGGGGCUGGUGAUGGGACAGGGCACGGACGAGGCGCAAGGGGAAGAGUGUACCCCAGCUCAUCCACCCAAGCUGCUGCCCCUCCCACUGAGCCACACCCCUAACUUUGGAUGGAGAGGCAGUAUUUUAUUUGGAGUUUGAAAACUCAACAACUGAAGUUUAAGUUAUUUGGGAAGAAAUGAAAACUAGCAGCUUUCCCAACGGCUGAAAGGCCAAGAGCGGAGAGACCCAAGUGCCAGGGGCUGGUGUACAGGGGCUGCUGGCUCUGCGGGCUUGGGGUCUACCCCGUGGGGAACCUCCUGAUCCCAUCGGGCCUGUGGCAGGCCUGGAGCUGGAUUAGGGGAGGGAUGGAGAUUUCCCCUGUUCUGCCUGCCGCGCAGACUUUUGACCUCGGGAAAGGGAAGCAGGGUUGGGGUUGUCCUGGGCGGACGUACAUAGCCCUUGGCACAGCUCUGGCCCCCAGAGGGCAUGUCCAGGGCCUAGGAGAGGACUCAGGCCCCAGCAGCCCAUGAACACUGCUGUGUGGGCCUAUUAGUGUGGCACUGAGCAAGAGUGAGCUGGAAGUGGCCCAGGAGCGGCCCUCUGGGGAAAGUUCCAGCUGGGUCUCCUGCUCAGCCCAGCUCCACUGACUGACGCCAGGGCCCCCCCUGCAGAGGGGCUGCUCUUCGCUAAGGGGUCAGCAUGCUGGGAACCUGGUGUGUGGCAGGAACCAUGGCUGGCGAGCCGAUGGACACUGAGGCCUGGGUCCUUCCCCCAGCAGUGCCCAGCGGUGAGCACUGUUGGCUCCCUGCUCCUGCCUCUGUACCCCCUCCAAGCUACUGCUGAGGAACUGAAGACCGGGCCCCGGGCGCUUGUUCCCAGACCCACUGUCCCUCCUUUAGCAUCCAGCUACGUUUGGGGCCCUCGUGAUGAUCAGAUACGUUGUAUGUGGCGGCUCCUCAGAGAAGCAUCUGAACAGCUUAAGUCUCCAUAGCCUGCCUGGCAGGGAAGUGAGAGGCUGCAGACAGAAAGUGGUAGAGUGGAGGGAAGGCGCCGGAGGCUCGAGCAACAAGGAAUUGUAAGGCAGGGGUGCAGUGUGGCCACUGAGCAGCAGCAGAGCCCAAACGGGGGGUGUAAGUGAGGAAGGGAUGUGGGGGAGAGCUUAGAUCCGGCUGCCUGGGGAGCAGGGCGCUCCCUACCACGCAGGUAGUCAAGCACAAGUGGUAACUUGCCGGGAGGGACAGAGAGGAUUCAGGUGGGAAGAGCAGCUGCAGAUGACCCCUACGGCUUCUCAGCUGCAGAUGACCCCUACGGCUUCUCAGCUGCAGAUGACCCCUACGGCUUCUCUUCGGGAGAGGCUGAUUCAGCCAGAGGCAGCUGUGAGUGAGGCUGCAGAGGGGCUGGGUGCCUGGAAGAGGGGCGGUCACAGCUCAGAAUUUCAACUCAAGUGCUACAGGAGUAAGGAGGGCUGCAGGGCUGGGUGGGGCCUGUGGUGAGCGAAAGGGGGCAUGCCCCGUUAUUCGAGGGGCCUCUGCUGCUCCCCGGGCUCACAGUGCAGGCCCUGCACUGCCAGAUAGUCUGAUGAUUAUCAAAGACCAGAACCCUGAGCUUUUAGGUGAGACAUGCUGAUGUCCAGAUGUUAGCAGCCAUCAGUUCAGAGAACUUAAAAACCCAUACAGGUGAAAAGAGAAUGUGAGUGUAUCAUCUUGGAGGUAGAGCUUGUGCUGGGAAGAACUUCGCAGAACGGCUUUGAGAUGGAAAGUAGGAAAGUCCCAGGCUUCCCUGAGCAGGCUGGGCCAGGCAGGUCCUCACUGCCACUGCCCUGUUCAUGCCAUCCCUUCCCUUAGAGACAAGAGGUGCCCUGGGGCCGCUGUGCCACCAGAGAGGAUGGCAGGGGGCAGAAAUGGCGCAGUUCUCAGCUUGCCAGGGAGAUGGAUGGUGCAGGAAGCUGAGAAAGUGGGAGUAGGAAGGGACCCAGGGCGCCUUUGCCAGUGCCCGUGCCCACCAGCGAAGGCCUCAGGGACUGGCAGCUCGUCAAACCAGCAGCGAGGCCAGCUGCUCAGCGCCUUGCCUCACCAGGUUCCUCAAUGAUCCUGGAGAAACCUAACCUGCCCUCCCCCGGGCUACGCCUGGCCACACCAACCUGACGGGCAGUGACCCCGACUCACCCACCAUCCCAGCCUUCGGGUAGCGAGGAUGGUGGUCCCUGGCUGGCAGCAAUGGCUCACAUUGGGGGGUGGGGUAUGAGGCAGAGGAGGAGGCCUUCUUUGAGUCUGGGGUAAGUUCCUCAUGAAGACUGCAGGGGUGUUCCCUGAGAACCCCUGUGUAUGGCAGGGCUUGAGGGAAAGAGAAGAGGCACUGGAACUGGGUAGGGAGACACCGGGAAGCUCUCUGGUAGGGGAGUCCUAGUAGGAUGCUCCCAGACGGCUCCCCCUCCCCAGCCCACAGAGGAGACAGAAGGAAGCUCCAACCCCUUCUGCGCUGGGCUGAUAACCCAGCACUCCCCUUAGCUGAGACACCACCACCAGGCAGCGGUGCUUUUUAAUUUAUUUUUAACUUUCUCAUAUGUAGCAACCCCUCCUCCCUCCUGGCCGUGUUUACACGGGCUCUGCUCCCUGGGGCUGGCCUGGCUGCAGAGUUUCUGGGGGGGGGAGCUGGUCAGGGACUUCGGGGCCUUAGUAACCAUCCUCGCUAUCACCUCAUCUUCCUGUGCGUGGGGGGGCUGGCUCCCUGACUGGGACUGCCUUCUAGCGGUUCAGUUGGGUUCCUCUGCCCCCAGGGAUGGGGGCUGCUGGCUGCGCCAGGGUCCAGGUGAGGUAAGAGAAAGCCAUCCAUGAUCGCAGGGUCCCCCCCCAAAAGCCUGGCCCUUGGUGUGUGGGGUCCCGAACACUGGGACGCUGAGCGGAACCUACCUACCCCUCCGCCCGCCAGCCUUAGCCCUCCCACGUGAUGUCUACACACCACUGGUUCCCCUACCUGUCCUGCCUGGGCGUGGCCAAGUGGGGGGGCGCAGCAGCUCAGCUGUGGGGUGCCAUGAUGCCGAGGGUCUGAGGAGCCCAGGGGCCAUGUCUGUCAUCUCAUACCUGAACUUUCAGCGUGGACUUGACUUCUUGGCUCUGGAACAGUCUCACUCCGGCUGAUCUUGGGCUGGUGGGCUCCUAGUUUUGCCUGGAACGUCCGCUGGCUUAGUGUGGCACUGCCCCAGGCCCCCCCUCUGGCCUCCGAGUGCAGGGAGGUGAGUGCUGGGCCCAGCACACUAACUCAGUCGUGCGCUAGAGCUCACCUGCGUUAAGUCUCUACUUCCCUUGUUCCCAUGAGAAACCGGUGUGAGGGGCAGGGAGCGGCCCCUGAGGAGACUGCCCCAGGCACUGCAGGCCCACGGGUGCUAGCCGCAGGCCCGUCAGUAUUGCCCCCUCACCAUCCUGGUGCCCGAGUCCCAAGUCUCCCUUUUUCUUCUUCUGAGGAGGGAGAAGGCUGGUGUGCAUGACCUGUGGAGCCCGUAAUGAUGGGCUGCCCCCCCCCGCCCCAGCUCUGGGUGUGCUGGACUGUUCUCCUGUCAGUAUUGUCCUUCCCUUUCACGUGCACACUCGUCUCAUUCCUGUUCUCAUUUUCUCCCCCCGAAGUGAAUAAAGUCUCCGCAGCUCUGGCUGUGUGGGCUGAGCAGUCA